UGCUGCUGUUGCUGCUUUGACUUGUCGCGUGCAGGUUGUCAAGUUCGCUUCACACACGAAAAAAAGUUAUCAAGUUGUCAUCGAGCUGAUCUGUGCUUGUUAGAAGCUGGCGAUCAAGUCUCGCGCAAAGCACUCCGUUUCCUCAGUCUCAGUCUCUGGCCCGCCGCCUUCCGCUCGUGCUCCUGCUCCUGCUCGUGCUCCUGCUCCUGCUCCUCCUGCUCCUCCUGCUUCCUCACUCCUCCUGCUUGCUCGAGCAACCAUCCAUCGCAUCGACACAAUCAACAUGGUGCAAGAGGCAAACCACCCGCCGCUCGUCCGCGCAGGCGCAGCGCUCUUCUACGCCACCACGUCGCUCGCCAUCAUUUUUGUCAACAAGAUUGUGCUGACAACGUACGGGUUUCCAUCGUUUAGCUUCCUGGCGCUUGGGCAAUACAUUAGCACGGUCGUCUCGAUUGGCAUUGCCAAGCAGCUCGGCUACGUCUCCUUCCCGUCAUUCUCGUUCGCCGUCGUGCGGCAAACACAUCCGCUUCCGCUCGUCUUCUUGGUCAACACGGUCACUGGCCUGGGUGGCACAAAGAUGAUCAAUCUCGCCAUGUUCACCGUGCUCCGUCGCUUUACCAUCUUCUUGGCCAUGAUUGCCGAGUACUACGUCCUGGGCAAGCAGUCCACCUCGAUGGUCAAGAUGAGCGUCUUUUUGCUCAUCUUUGGCGCCUUGGUUGCCGCCGGCAACGACUUGGUCUUUGACGCGCUCGGAUACACGCUCAUCAUGGUCAACAAUCUGUGCUCGGCACUCAACUGCGUCUUUAUCAAGCAAAAGCUCGACUCCAAGUCGCUCGGCACCUUCGGCCUGCUGUACUACAACAACCUGAUCUCGCUCCCCAUCCUCAUCGCCACCCUGUACUUUGUCGACGGCCACCAGAUUGGCCCCGUCCUCAACUUCCCUGGCUGGCGCGACCCCACCUUUGUCCUGCUCUUCCUGCUCGCGUCGCUCAUGGGCUGCAUCCUCAACGUCUCCAUUGUCGUCUGCACCAAGAUCAACUCGGCCCUGACGACCAUCAUCACCGGCUGCCUCAAGAACAUUGUCACCACCUACGUCGGCAUGUUCCUCGGCGGCGACUAUGUCUUCUCCAUGGCCAACUUUGUCGGCUUGAACAUUAGCAUCUCGGGCUCGCUGCUCUACUCGUACCUCGAGUACCAAACCGCCACGUCCAAGCCCUCCAUCGUCCAAUCGCCCCCGCCGCUCCCCGUGAGCAUCAAGGCCUCAGAGUUCCCGCACGACAACAGCAGCAGCAGCAGCAGCAGCAGCACGCUUCAUCAUGUGCCUCAUGCGCACGCCCACGAGGGUGGUCAGCAUGCAAACAAUUGGGUGACUGCCUCCAAGUAGUCCGCUUUCUUCUGCUUUGUUGUUGUUGUUGUUGUUGUUGUUGUUGUUGUUGUUGUUGUUGUUGUUGUGGUUGUUGUCCCUCGUUGUAUCCAAAAAAAGUCGUUGGUUGUCGCAUUGGAUUGAGUUUGUUUUUGCUUGUCACACUUAAUGGAACACAGUAUUAAGCCCC
Messenger RNA from Capsaspora owczarzaki ATCC 30864, 1553 nucleotides. RefSeq names its product solute carrier family 35. Gene Ontology annotation, molecular function: antiporter activity; GDP-fucose transmembrane transporter activity. NCBI's taxonomy places the organism in Eukaryota, Filasterea, Ministeriida, Capsasporidae. The transcript is spliced from 2 exons. The record is from RefSeq and is a predicted model, not a curated record. Bases 284 to 1384 code for a protein of 366 amino acids. Gene Ontology annotation, cellular component: Golgi apparatus.